AUGGUGACUGCUAUACAACAAGCUAUACAUCCUCUGUUUUUGACUUUUCGCAUUUUCGGUUUAGGCAUUCAUACUCUGGGAAAACCUUAUUUCAAUAUUUUCUACAAUGUAACACUGUGGAUCAGUUAUGGUUGUCUUUAUUAUUAUGUAGUGAUCGGACUUAAAGUAGAAAAAUGGUUUCAAAUAGGUAUUCAUCAAAUCAAUGUUGCAAUGAACUUAAUCGUCGUCAUUAUAUCUAUUUUUUCGAGUUCAUAUCAAUACAAGAGAAUGUGGAUAUUCUUAAAAAGACUCGAUACCAUAGAUAAUACGUUGGAAGAGUUAGGCACUCCUAAAACAUAUCAAAAGUUGCAUAUACGUAUAAAAGGGAUAAUAAUUGGAUGGUUAGUGUGUACCCAAACAGGCAACAUAGUUGAUAUGAUAUGGUGGCUUCAUACAAUACCUGAAAAUUUUUGGUACAUUGGAACCAAAUUUGACGAACUAAAUGAACAUAUGAGAUAUUUGUUAUUGAGAGAAGAAUAUAAUACAAGAUAUACAAGGAAAAAAAUACUACAACCCACUCGUUACAUCAUGUGUGUCAACAAUUACAAGCGCUUGUUAUGGACUACAAUGUAA
Molecule: messenger RNA, 612 nt
Organism: Wasmannia auropunctata (little fire ant)
Lineage: Eukaryota; Metazoa; Arthropoda; Insecta; Hymenoptera; Formicidae
Exons: 3
Coding region: 1-612 (203 amino acids)
Source: RefSeq, a predicted model, not a curated record